GAUCACAUGGGAUGGAGGCGCGUGUUUGGGAAGCAGUGAGAGUGCGCAGAGAAUUAAAUGGACACUAAGUAACUUCCCUCACUGUCAUCUACUUGUCCGAAUUCCAAACUUCAAUGCAAAUACCAAAUCAAUUUUUUUUCCCUUUCCUUUUGUUAGUUUUUGUUUGCUCCCAGUUUUAGGAGGGAAAAGCUUCAUCAAACCAACAAACACCUUCUCGGAAAUUCCGUAACCCUACUUCUCUCUUCUCUUCCUGAACCCACAAAGAAAAUCUCAAGUUCAGUAUUCACAGAGAGAGAGAGAGAGAGAGAGAGAGAGAGAGAGAGAGAGAGAAUGUUUGCAGCUGAGAAUGGCCUGGAAGGAGACCCAAGGCUACAAGCCAUUUCAGAAGCUAUAAGGGUUAUUCCCAAUUUUCCUAAAAAAGGAAUAAUGUUUCAAGACAUAACGACACUGCUGCUGGAUCCGAAGGCGUUCAAGCACACUGUUGACAUCUUCGUUGAUCGUUACAGAGAUAUGAAGAUCUCUGUCGUCGCUGGAGUUGAAGCGAGAGGAUUCAUGUUCGGUCCACCGAUUGCGCUUGCUAUCGGAGCCAAGUUCGUUCCUUUACGUAAGCCCAGAAAACUACCUGGGGAAGUGAUAUCUCAGGAGUAUGAGUUGGAGUACGGCGAAGAUUGCUUGGAAAUGCACGUCGGAGCCGUCGUGCCCGGGGAACGGGCUCUCGUUAUCGACGAUCUCGUGGCUACGGGCGGAACCCUUUGCGCCGCAAUCAAUCUUCUCGAGCGGAUGGGAGCUGAAGUUGUGGAAUGCGCUUGCGUUAUCGGGUUACCGGACGUUAAGGGGCAGGAGAGGUUGAAGGGGAAGCCAUUGUACAUUCUAGUCGAGCCUCGGAUAAUGGAGAAGGUUUGUUCAGAGUCGUGUUUGUAUCCGUGCGUGACGGGCGACCUGCGGAGCACAUCGGAGAAUGGAUUUCACUAACCUUUCUCUUCUAGAAUCGUUGAUCUCUUUCCGGGGGGCUUUGAAGACGAAAUCUCGAGCUAACAUUGCUUCUCCAGCCAAGGAAUCUGCUUCUUCCACGACCAAAAUCUGUUUUAAUCGGCUUAGCUAUUAUAUGAGAAACGAAAUUUCCAUUUCAUGAUGUAUUAUUAGAUAACAUCCUCGUCUCUGAUAACAUUCUAGUCCUAUGAUGUUCAAGAACUCAUUAAGAAACU
Molecule: messenger RNA, 1205 nt
Organism: Tarenaya hassleriana
Lineage: Eukaryota; Viridiplantae; Streptophyta; Magnoliopsida; Brassicales; Cleomaceae
Product: adenine phosphoribosyltransferase 5-like
Exons: 7
Coding region: 331-972 (213 amino acids)
Biological process (GO): adenine salvage
Cellular component (GO): cytosol; cytoplasm
Molecular function (GO): adenine phosphoribosyltransferase activity
Source: RefSeq, a predicted model, not a curated record